AUGUUCAAGAUCACGGGCGAGGAUGACACGAUGCACCUGGGGUGUCUCCUCCUUGACGGCGACACCGCUUGCGUCGGGUGCAUCCAGUUCGUCUUCGAGGAGCUUCCUGGCAUGAUGUUCUCGGAUGCCGUGGGGUACUCGUCCAUGGGUGUCAUGGACCAGCUGUUCGAGGGCGGGGCUUCUCCAAUUGAUGUUGCCAACUCGCCGCCUACAGGCGCUAGCGGCAUGGCCGUCAGGCAGGAGGCGUCCGUCGGACACGAGCUCUAUAUCAAAGUGCUGGCGCUGAGCAGCAACGACGUCAUGAAGGAGUUCGGCAAGCUUCCCAAGACUCUCGGUCUCAGGGGCGUCAUCGUCUGCCAGCGGCCGUCCCCCAUGGUAGUUUACCCGUUCAAGAUGAUCCAAGAUCGGAAGGGCGCUUGCCCGGCGCUGAAGAUAUUCCAUCGAAAUUCCAUGGGCUCCCAGGUCACCUACACUAAGGACGGAGCGAAGGAGUUGAUGAAGGGCCACAGCGAUAUGCUGCUUGCGGCAACGGCGAACAAAGUCGGCACAGGCGGCGACGAGGAGGGCCAGGUCACUUUCAACCAGGGCAUGCACUCUGCUAUUCCGACCUUCCAGUCCAUCAAGGACCGCCGCGACGCACUGAACGCCAAGUCCCAGAAGCGGUUCGGCAAGCAGAAAUCUGGCGCGAUCGACGAGGAGGUCCUGAACCCAAAUAUGUCUGGCACGGUCGAGUAUUGGAUUUGGGAGCUGAAGUUUGAACGGGCCUCCAACGACUGCAAGAACGGGCGCACGGAAAACCAAGCCAAGAUCUUGCUGCCGAAGAUCAGCGGCAACGACCGCAAGAACUUGCAGAUCCACGUGGACCUCUACACCAUGGCGAAGUGCUUCAGCACCACUGAGUGCAAGAACCACGAUAACACUGAGCUCACGGCGAAGUGGAAGGAGCUGAAGAAGGCAGGCGCCACCUUCACGAAGUUCUGCUUGAAGGGCUUAUCCAAGAGGUACGUCAACCAAGUUUGGAAGACUGUCGACGAUUCCGAUACCGACAUUUCCGCGAAGAGGGAUGCCAUGAGGAAGAUGCUUACCGCCACCGCUCCGUGGGACUCUGACGUCGCGGCCGCGCGCAACAUCGACCCGUGUUCCGUGAAGCUGGUCCAGGCUUGCGAGGAUGAUUCGGAGAUCGCCGAUUAUUUCAUGGAGUGGGUUUUCAGCGACACCUUCCAACUUUGGAUCAGCGCGGGCAACUCCAGGGCAAAGGACGUGCUUAUGUUUGUGGAGGAGGCCAUCGCUCUCUGGGACACGCUUCCAGAAGACGCGGUCUUGGGGGAGGAACCUGCGUUGUGCCUUCUCCAAGCCAACACCGUUGCUCGCCUCCUCCAGGCGUUGAGCGCAGACAGCUUGCCGCAGGACCUGAACCUGGACAUCUUCGAUAGCCUGGCCGCGGUGGAGAGCGAGGCCAAGCGGACUACGGGAGGGCAGACCGUCCUGAGGAUCGCUGGGCAGGCGUUGAUGACGUCGGCAGGGGGCUACUGGCAGAAAAAGCUCGACUGGGCCAACCAGCAUGCGACGUCGCUCCAAGAGCACGGCGGCGCUUUACAGCAGGCGGCUUCGGACUUGACGGCGGUGUCCACCACCUCCGUGCCCAACAAGACGAUCGGCGAGCGCAUGCUGAGCAUCGCGAAGGAGAUCCCCUACUGGGAGGCGCGGAUGUACGAGGGCGCGUCCGACAUCGUGAAGGCAAUCUUGCUCGAGAAGGCGACCAAGUUGUGCGAUUUGCUGGUGGCGGGCGGCGCCAGGGGCGCCGCCGCCGCCGUCGCUGAUGCCGAAGCGCCCGAUGAGAGCCCCUCGGCAGUCCUGGCCGUCUUCAAGGACCUCUUCAAGGAAAUGUCGUCCAUCUUCCCAGCCGAUGAGCACGUCGAGAAGUCGGCGCAGGACAUCCACAGCAGGCUUUUGGACAUGGACCUUGCCAGCAAGCACGACCUCGUGAUGCAGGCCGUGCGCGAGUGGGGGCCCUCUGGUGACAAGACGCGUCGCCUCCGCGAUGCGCUCCACGACUGCCGCGCCAAGGAGUUGCCAGACGAUGUCCGUGAGCCUUGCUACAAGCUGUUCGAGGGCAUCGUGAGGACGGCAGUUGACAAUUCGCCCCAGGGCCCGAUGAUCCCCGUCGACGGCUCGGUGUUCGACACGUUGGAGUUUCUCGCGGGCCGCGCGCCCCAGCCCCACACCGACGCGUGCACGAAGGUCUCGGCGAUGGUGAACGCGGCGUGGAGGGCGCUGGUUGCUUUCAAGAAGGUGCAGGACGCUACGAGCGAACAUGAAGCUGAGGCUGCUCCGCCCAGCUCCGAGGUGGUCGAUGGCAUGGUGAAGGACCUGGUCAGGGCGCUCCAGAAGUACAAGUCGACCGCGAAGCCGACGCUGCUGGAUCGGUUCGCCCCUGGUGCAUCAGAGCUGCUGGGCGCCAGGAUCGAUGCUGCCAAGGAGUUCGUGAAGCAGAAUGGUAGCAGCAGCGUGGCGGCGAUCCAGUCCAACAUCACGAGCAAGAUGACGACGCUGAGGCAGAUGAUCAAGGAGUCCCCCCACAUGGGCGAGUACGAGAAGGUCUGCAUGUCGGCCACCGCUCUGCCGCCGAUCCUGCAGGUCGCGAAAAAGGGACUGACAGACGCGAACACGGGGGACUGGCUCGAGAGGUGCGCGCAGAUCGAGGGCGAGGUCGAGCAGCUCCGCGCGAAGGCGGGCGAGUACGGCAUCACUGUGCAGACGGAAGACAUCAAGACCAUCGAGGGCGCCGUGUCAGAGAUCAGGGCGGCGUGCAUCAGCAUCGAGCUGUGCAGUCACUUUGGCGACGCAGAGCUGGUAAAAAACAAAGUGGGGCUGAGAACGAAAAUGACAGCGGUGCAGGCGAAGAUCAGGAAGUACGCGCUCGAGCCCAAGUCCAUGCCAGAGCCGAUCGUGAAUCGCUAUCGCGAUGGCCUGAAGAUGAAGUGA
Prorocentrum cordatum is the source of this 2985-nucleotide messenger RNA. The record is from the annotation of a GenBank genome assembly. NCBI's taxonomy places the organism in Eukaryota, Dinophyceae, Prorocentrales, Prorocentraceae.